AUGGUAACGGGUCCAGAACGCCUCCCGGGUGUUAUAACGCAGCAGAUGCAGAACCUACAGUUGUCCCAGACCAGGAAGUGCCCCGGCGGGCCGGCCUCCCCCAAUGCCGCCAAGCGCCUCUACAGGAACCUGUCGGAGAAGCUGCGAGGAAGCACCUCCUCCUUCGAAGAUGCCUACUUCUUUGGCAAGACGGAUCGGCUCCGUAAAGCCUCGACGAUGCAGGGCAGCGACUGCAUCUUCGAGGCGGUGGAGCAGCAGGACCUGGACGCCGUGCAGAUCCUUCUGUACCAGUGUUCGGCCGAGGAGCUGGACCUGAACACUCCCAACAGCCAGGGCCUGACGCCGCUCGACAUCGCCAUCAUGACCAACAACACGCCCAUCGCCAAGCUGCUGCUGAAAGCCGGCGGCAAGGAGAGCCCGCACUUCGUGAGCGUGGAGAGUCGCGAGGCUCACCUGAACUCUCUGGUGCUGGAGGCGGAGCGGCGGGCGGUCGACCUGGCGGCUCAGGCUCAGAGGGACGGCCUCUCGCUGGAGGCCUGCCACAAAGACAAACAGCUGAGGGCGUGGGAGUGGAGGUGCAAGCUGUACAAACGCAUGAGGACGGGCUUCCAGCACGCACGUGCCCCGGAGGCCCCGUCCAUGGUUCGACUGAGCGUGAGCAGUAGCAGCACUCUGACCGUCACCUUCCAGGAACCGCAGUGUCUCAACUCCACUGUGGUGACCAAGUACAGAGUGGAAUGGAGCUGCCUGAAGGACUUCUCGCUGCUCGCCGGAGAGAUGGUGUUGGAUAACCUGCAGAGCCUCAAGUGCACCAUCAGCAGCCUCACCACGGGUCGGCUCUACUACGUUCGAGUGUCGGCUUAUAACAUGAAGGGCUGGGGUCCGCCCGCCUCCUCCCUCCCUCCAUCUGCUGCUCCAUCCAAUUGGCGGGAGAGCGAUGGCCGGGAACCCAGGAGGCGGGGCCACAUCGAGGCCAUGGAGCGUCUCCUGCAGCAGGUCCGAGCGACUCACACGCACUACUGCUGUGGAGAUGCCUCUAAGCUGCAGAACCCCAGCAGGAAGCAGUCUGUCUCCAGAAGUCUGAAACAUCUCUUCAACUCCUCCAACAAGUUUGUAAAGACACUGAAAAGGGGGAUCUACCUGGCGGCUGUGUUCUACCAUAAGGACAGUUUACUGGUGACGGCCGAGGAGCAGAUCCCCAUCGUGGAGGUGGAUGACUCGUACAGCAGCUCGCUCAUGCAGGACUUCCUGUGGUUCACAAAGCUGUCCUGCAUGUGGGAGGACGUCCGGUGGCUGAGACAGAGCAUGUCGGUGUCCAUGUCGUCGUCCUCCACCCUGCAGGCCAGGCACAAGAUGCUCACCGCCGCCGGGCAGCUGCAGAACCUCCUGGGAACCCACAACCUGGGCCGGGUCCACUACGAGCCCAUCAAGGAUCGCCAUGGCAACGUGCUGCUGGUGACGAUCCGCGACACGGAGAGCCAGCACUCGCUGUUCAGCGGGAAGUGGAUGCAGGUGACCAAACUGCAGAGCCAGAGGAAGUCUCUGUCCACACCCGAGGAGCCCUACGCCCUCGACAUCCUCAUCAUCACCAUACAGGACAUUUUGGCGUACCAACGGCGCAGCACCCACCGGCUCGCCCCGGGACUCUACUUGGGCUACCUGAAGCUCAGCAGCUCCGUGGACCAGAUCAAGGUCCUGGUGUCCCAGCGGACCCCCAACAUGCUCUGCCACACCCGCGUACGAGACAACGCCAACGUGUCCAGAGAGGAGUGGGACUGGAUCCAGACGCUGGCAGCUGCAGGAGAGAAGGAGGACGACCAGGGGGCGGGGCCCCGGGCAGAAAGUCACGCCCCUUUACUGUACUAUGAGCUGCAGACGGCCAUCAAGUCCCUGCUGAAACACAUCAACCUACCUCUGCACCAGGCCCGUCACUUCCGGCUCUACAGUCAGGAGGUGGUGGAGCUCGGUCACGGCGUCUCCUUCCUGCUGCUGCUGCCCGCCGCCGAUGACGUCUGCUCCGCCCCCGGACAGUCCAACCCCUACACCCCGCUGUCGGGGUUCCUCCACCUGCCCCUGCAGAUGUUCGAACUCGUGCACUUCUGCACCUACAAAGAGAAGUUCAUCAGCCUGUACUGCCGCCUGUCCUCCGUCCUCGACCUGGACGCCCUUAUUACCCAGCAGGCACUGCGGGAGGCCAUCACUGACGGCGAGGUGGCCACGGCCAAGCAGAGGCACCAGCUCAUCCUGGAUUACAUCCAGCAACUGGACGAGAUGCGGCGGGACCUUCGCUGGAUUACGGACGCCCUACAAUACGCACGCUACAAGCAGCCUCGAGGCGGCGUGCCCAUCACCUGCUUGGUGGAUGCCAGCGUUCCUGAGAGUGACUCCGGUCAACAGAAGACAGACUCCACUUCCUCAAACAUGGACUACCUGCCCACACCGUCUCCUUCCCCAGAGCUCCGCCGGAGGAAAGCCAUCAGCGAGUCGCUGCCGGGCUCAGAUGAAGAUGCAUCCUCGGAGGUGUUCCUGCCCACAGACAGCGACUAUGACUCCAGCGAUGCCCUGAGCCCCCGUGACCUGGAUCUGCUCUAUUCUCCGGGCCAGGAUCUGUCCCAGCAGGCACUGCGCUUGCUGGGCGGCAGCGCCCCGGACGUGCUCCAAAUCAACGAGCUCCGGUAUAGCGUGUGCCCGGCUAAAGACCUCCCCCUCUCCCCCGUGGUGAAGGAUCCUAAGGAUGCUCCCCUCUCCUCACCUCUCCUCCCUCGCGCGCCCUCUCGCUCUCGAACCCUGCCCACCUCACCCUCCCUCCCCCUCUCCCCCAGGUUCUCCAAAGAUCUUCCCCUGUCCCCGGCUCUGUUUGACACCACCCGGACUCUGGAGGGCCUCUCGCUCUCAAAGAGCCACCACGAGGGCCCCGCCCCCCUCCGGACCCUCGCCAACCCACCCGCCAAACGUAAGAUCCUGUCCAGGAGCCACCGCGGGCAGUACUUCAGUGGGCCCCAGCGCUGGCUCAGGGGCCACAGCGGGGAGAGUCACACCGGAUCGUUGUCAGAGGGAAUCUACACCAAGCAGCUCGACCCCGACCUGCCCCUGCCGGGGGACCUGCCCUCCCCGGAUGGCACCACCUAUGUCAGCCACGCCUCCUGUGUCCUGGAGAGCCGCAAAACCCGACAUCGGGAGCCGCGACCGCACGUUCGCAGGAUAUUCAUUGAGCCCUGCAAAGAGCUGUCACCAGGCCACGAGAGGAGGGGGUGGGAGGAGGAGGAGCAGGGGGCAGUGGUGAUGGAGAAGGUGAGGGCCGCAGGCGUGUCGGUGGUCGUGGAGGGGGAGGAGCCAGAGGGAGCCACCGCCCAGGAGGUGGACUCGGAUGACCAAACCAACUCCCAGGUGUCGGAGAUCCUCAGCAGCACGCUUUAAGGAAGAAGUUCUUCAGACAUAUUGGUGAUUGGCCGGGCGUGUUGCUGACGAGCUGCCCUCCGACCUCCGCAGAUUGUAAACUCAACUAAAGUUGCUGGUUCAACUCUGCCACGCCUCAGAACCCAUGGCAUCGACUGUUACCCAGGAAAAAAAGUCAAUGCAACGACAAACCAAGCACUGCUUCUCCGACCAGGAACUUUGCACAAGACUCUGCAUGUCGACCAACAAAAAGAAAAGAAAAAAAGGUGGUUUGAUUGAUUGUUGCGCUUAAGAAAAAAUCCCCAGUUUAGAGUUAUUUUUUGGACCCCGUCGUCAGAGCAUGGAUACCCACCCUCGACUUGAAUGUACGGUUCAGCCUGUUUGUUCGUGGCCGCCUGUGACGAUCCAAUCCCGUCUUUCAAUCACUGUUGUUCUGAGCUGCUCCUGUGUGCUGUCCUGGUGUUAAAAAGAAGAAAAUAUAUAUAAAUAUAUUAAUCGCUGAGUGUUGAGCACGGAAACGGCCUCAGUCACUAAACAAAGACCACUAAAACCUUAAAACAUGAAGUAUUUUUAUAUUUUCAGGUUUAAAGACCAACUAUUUUACCUGGAAUGUGGAUGACUAGUCGGAGCUGUAUUUUGUUGGCAUGAAGUAGUCUGUGGUGUUGUUUUUGUUUGUUUUAAUCUUUGACUGAAGCUUUACGUCCAUUUUGUGCUUCCUUUCUCGUUCGGCAUGAUGAUGUCAGGGAGUCUGUGGGUUCCGGUUUAGCCUUCGCCGUGUGGUCAGACCUGACGGUGUUUGUGCUGUCUUUGUUGACUUCUUGUUCAGCUUCUUCCACGAUGGCGGUGUUUUCUCUUCUGUUUUUUUCUUUUUUACUUAAAACUUGCAGCAGCUCCAUCUGUGUUGUAGAGAAGUGAUGUAGAGUGGAGAGCGGUUUGAACAUGCACAGAUUCUUAACGUAUGCACAGUAUUUUAAAAGUGCAUUUUUAACGUUUGCACAUAGCGAUUAUGGAAUUAAAGCUAAUUAAAUAUUUGAUUAAAUUGGGCAUUAACUCUGGCAGCUUCUACCACAGUGACUGUACAAAGGUCAGUUUAAUGUCCUACAAAGGGUUGACGAUAAGGCGUCAGCUUACAGGUUUGAUUCUGUCUCCAGAUGAUCUUUAGUGAUGUCUGAAGAUUUCAGCUUUACAACCAGACGCGCAAUAAAUGUACCAACACGUUUCUGCUGCAGCUGUCUCGUUAGCACAGCUCAUGGUGUAGUUAAAUCAUUUGUUAGUUUUCAUACUGAGAGUUACAGAGAAGAUCGUUACCAAAAUCAUGUCCGUGCUAAAGGUUAUCGCCAAUAUCUGAACGGAAGCUGAAGUCAUUUAAAAAUCAGGAUUAUUGAGGUUUCUCGCGUGAUGUCAUGAACACGUCGUCUGCCGUGGGCGAGAUGCAACCACCAUGGUUACUAUGGAAAUGUGUAUUCCCGAACUGAUUGGCUUUGGUUCCUGAGGUCUUUGGUUGAAAUGGGUUGCCAAGACGGUGGAACACCAAAAACGUCUUAGCGAUCACUUGUUGCUCACAGGUUGUCUGUAGUUUUUCAUGUUUGCUAACUGUUAGCCCGGCUGUAGUAAAACUUGAAAAAGUGCGAUGUGAACCAGAAAUGAUGGAGAAGGUUUGUGUCAUACUUUGGACAGUGUUUGUUUUCAGGUCUGUUUCUUCCAUUCGGACUAAGACCGCAGCAACAUGUUAGGAACCAAAGUCAUCACAAGGAACUUUGGACAGUUGGAGAAUGCACAUUUUCCUUAGCAAGGGUUAGUUACCACUGAUCGGGCCGUAGACCUGCGUGGCUGACACUUUAGUAAUCAUUUACCCCUCGCAACUGGUCUGGAAAUGAUCAGGAAACAACCGGUGGAUGGCAGAUGGUUUCAGACUGGUCUCAAGUCUUAUAAUUAUCUACGCUGACUCCAUGAUUCUCAUGUGUCUACAGUGGUGAACAAGUCACAUGGUUAAACCUCAGUAACCUGUCAUUUCAUAGGCUAAAGUUCCCUAAAAAAUCCAAAGAACGUCAUGUUUAUCUUUUGGCUCCACAUGACGACAAAACGAACGCUCAUGUUAGAGCACUAGCUAGCAUUAGCCAGAGGAAACACCAGUUUUAUGUAACGAACAUAGGUUAGCCAAACAGGACUAUCAGAUAAUUUUACGAUCUAUCCACUAUUUUAACGCAUUCAAUUUAGUUACUUAAGCUAGCUAAACUAACUAGGACCGCUUGCCAAUGUUAUUGUGGGCGAAAACUGUGAAUCCUAAUUAGCCAGCUAGCAAAAUUAUCAUUAUUAAGUCUAAGACGAUUGAGUUGAAGCAAAAGCAUUAAAUUAAAAGAUGUGGUAACGUAGAGGGAUUAAAGGCAGGGCGGUUAGCCAGCUAGCUGUAACGUCACACCGGCUAUUCAGUGGAGUUCAAACAUUUACAGCAUUUUCUGUCAGUACUAACAAAGGUUUCCUGGAUCUGCCAACAGUUCUGAAGCUUGACACGAGACAUGAUUUUGGUAUCGAACAUCUGACUGUCAGCAUUAGGCUACAUCCUCAUAUACAUGGGUAUUUUUUAAAGCAAGGAUUUCUUUUUGAAAAAUAUCAAGAGCGUGCCAGCAGGUGGCGAUAUAAGCCUCACUGCAUAAAAAUGCUGGCAGCUCAAAAGACUAUAAACAAUAAAUGUUUACUUUGGGACCAAAAGGCCCAGAAAAAGUCACAUUAACUAAAUGCCUGUGUACAUGUGGACAGGACCUUAAGCUAAACCAGUUUAUAACGAUUUAAAUUUUGUUUUUGUACCUGUGGCCAUCACAUCUUCUGAUUAUGUACAAGCAAAAUUAAUAAAGACUGAUCGUAGUCAUUCGAUGAGUAUUUGACCCGAAAAUUCAACCCACCGCGUGUCGUACUGUGAAUUUCGAUAGUUCUACAAAAAGUCAUGUUUGUGUUUAGCUGUCGACGUUCACGUUAAACGGCUAUUCUAGUUUUAGUUUCCUUGUGUACGAGUACAAGAUGACGCCAGCUAACGUUACAUUAGAAAUGUCAUUUCCAUCCAUGCCUCAUCAAACUCAAAAACACUGCAAAUGGGGAACACCGUAAAAAGUUUCCGUCAACAUUUCUUUAUUUGAAUUUAAUGCUUGAAUUGAAAACAUGAAAGCUGGAUGGAAACUUGACUGAUGACUACAAAGGUGUUGGCUACAGCUAUGGAAAUAAGAGUUGUAAUAAACAGCAGGAAGGAGACAGUUUCACUUCAUUAAAGUAAUGAAAGCAGCAGCCGGGUGACUCGCUCCACAGUAAGUUGAGUUUAUUGAUUUUGAGGCUCCUGUUUGUCUCACAAAGGCUUUUAUUCUGAAAGGCUGAACGCCUAAACUUUGUUUGUUUUUAUUGAUUUCACUCUGUCUUCAUGUUUUCUUUCUGCUGUUUUUAUCACGUCUGGUAUUUUGUCGUGAUGUGCGGACUCAGAAACGCCGAGUCGACCUUCUGUUUGUAUAUUUCUGGAUCACCUCCAUUUAUCUAAAAAUGCCUUUUGCGUUCACUUUGAUGCCACUUUAUUUAUUCGCAGCAGACGUUGAUGACGUGUUUUUUAUGGACUGCUUUACAAAAAGUGUUCAUGCAUUUUGACAUUUUGCAACCUCACAGGAAUGGAUGUAUUUUACCAGCUGAAAUAAACUCAUGUUGAUGUCGUGCACUUCAA
Maylandia zebra (zebra mbuna) is the source of this 7093-nucleotide messenger RNA. The record is from RefSeq and is a predicted model, not a curated record. Lineage: Eukaryota; Metazoa; Chordata; Actinopteri; Cichliformes; Cichlidae.